Erigeron canadensis is the source of this 1118-nucleotide messenger RNA. RefSeq lists its product as uncharacterized. The coding region runs from base 73 to 1023 and encodes 316 amino acids. The transcript has 3 exons. Lineage: Eukaryota; Viridiplantae; Streptophyta; Magnoliopsida; Asterales; Asteraceae. The record is from RefSeq and is a predicted model, not a curated record.
UUUAUGACAGUUUUAUAAACAUUAAUUUCUCCAAACCCUCGAUCCACUACAUCACCAUAAAUUCUCUCUUUGAUGACAAACUCGUCAACAAUGGAGUCAUUGGAGGAAGAAGCACUUUUCCGGUCACAUCAGCCUUAUACGACGCUAUACUUCGUCCAAAGCCCCACCACGACAGUCUCCAAUUACAACCAUGAUUUCAUUUCAUUCCACUCUCCGGCCACCCAACGUCGCCUUACUCUAUCUCACUAUUCCUCGUCUCAUGGAUCCACCAAUUCCUUCUUGCAUGAAAAGAAAAUGCAUGAAGUUGGGGUGGUGGUACAUAUUGGCCAAGAAGACAAGGAUGGAGAAGAUGUCGAAAAUGAGGAGGACAAAGAAGAAGAGAUUAGUCCUAGGAAGAAAUUGAGGGAUUUCAUAACGUUUUCGCAUAGUGAUUCAUGUGUUUGGAUAUGGUUUCAAAUAUUUUUAAGAAUGAUGGUGAGCUUUGGAGUUGCAUUGCUUUUCUUCUAUCUCAUUACAAAGCCUCCACCUCCUAUUAUUACUAUCAAGAUUGAACGAAUAAAUGAAUUUCAGCUAGGUGAAGGAGUUGAUAACACGGGUGUUACCACCAAGUUCCUCACUUGCAAUUGUACAAUGAAUUUACUCAUACACAUCAAGUCUCGUCUUUACGGUCUUCACAUUCACCCCGUUGUUUUAACUUGGUCGUUCAAUAAUGUCCCAUUCGCAACCUCAAUGGAAACAAAUGAACUUUAUGCAUCAAGUAAUGGGCCAACGUCUUUCGUCUUAUACUUGGGGACAACAAAUAAGCCUAUGUAUGGUGCAGGAAGAAGUAUGCAAGACAUUUUAGACUCUGGAAACGGGUUAUCGUCGGUCAUUCGUGUGAAACUUCAGUCACGAUUUCACGUCGUUGGAAAACUUAUUCGUCCUAAGUAUCAUCAUCUUGCUGAAUGCAUUUUAAUCUCCAACAGAACCUAUGAUAAACAACAUAAAACCAAAAUGUAUGAUAACCAAUGUAAAUUGUUGUGAUUCCUACUAAUCUCUAUUCCUUAAAAAAGAGGGGAUUACAUCCACAAGACAAAGUGCUGAGAUUAAUUUUAUUGAAAAUCUUGUUCUUUUUUGAA